CUUCCCCGAGGGCCCAGCCGCGGGAGCAGCUGCGGGCGCUGCCCUGGCGACAGCCCAGCCGGGAUCCUGCGGCCCGACCGGCCCCGGGCCCGGCUCCCGGGGACAGCGAGAGCUCCAUGGCAGGUCCUCAAACCUGCCCUUUGCAUUUCGCGUCUUAAAUGUGCAUGAAGGAAUUAAACUGCACGAGUGAAUAACAGCAUUAGUUUCAAUUAAUUUUUAUCCUGGCAACAAUAAACUUUAGAAACAAAGCGCUUUUACAUCCUUAAUUAGGCUUGCUUCCCAUCUGCAGUCUUUUAAGUGCCUGCUCCGUGAUUUAACUUUGUCCCUCCUUCAGAGCCGCCUCCUUUUUCAUUCUUUUCCCUUUUUUCUCGUUAUCCCUUCCAGACUGCUGCCUGUUUCUUUCCUGCAACCUUUCACCUCCCUUGUCCCUAUCUGUCUGCUCUGCUCUCUGCAGUUUAUUUCUACUGUAUUUUCCCAACAUCAACAGCAGUAUUGGUUACCAUGGCCCCGGGCUAUGUGCAGAGGUGGGAAAGCUUCAUCCGCCCAAAAGUUCUUACACUUUUGAAGUCUUUCUUUUAGCAGGAUCUGAAAUGUAUCAUCUAGAGUGUGUAUUAAAUGAACAGUAUUCCUGAAGGCUUUAGAGCAAGAAAGGCAACACCCUGGAAAAUUCUGCAGUCUUUCAGCAUUCUCUGCCCUAGGGUUAUAGCCCUGGGCACGGAGCUGAAUGGAGCUCUUACAACUGCCUUCUGUUUACCUUUUAUGGUUAAAAUAACAGCUUAGCAAAGAAGCAACUUCAUGGAGAAACGAUUCAGUGAAAUCAUCUCAAGCUGUAGCAGCAUAGCUAGUUUAAUCACCCCUAGAGAGCUGAACAACUGUGAGCACAAUGGGACACAAAAUCAUUUUGUGUGUAAAUGAGCAUGGCAUUGUGAUUAUUUCACUUUGCAUGGGCAAAUAGUUUUUACAAGCAGUACUUAUGCAGUUAGCUUAGAAAGGCAGAAAAAGAUAAGCUGGCUCUGAAAGAUCUUUGUGUGUAAUGUUUGAAAAACUAAAUAUUCAGAUAAUUUGGGAAUCAGACUCUAUUGAUUUUGCCUUCAGCAGGUUCCUGUGUUACUUAUUAGAACAGGGUUAUUGCCUGUGCCACUAGUUGGGAUGCUGUAUCCUGUCGUAGGCAACUAAAGAGCAAGGAUUAUUUUACAUGGUUUAAUAAAUGAAGUUUGUUAGUGUUUCUGCGAUAUUUACCCUUAAGGUUUUAAUUUUCACAUCAGUAUUAGAAAAUAUGUGCAUAAAGACUUUCACUGGAUAAAUACAUUUAGGAUUUUGCUUUGUGCAUAAAAUAAGUACAUUACUCAGUGUGAUGAAUUUUAGCUGCUUUUUACAUUAAGAAGAGGAAGGAGUCAUUGGAAAUAGGGUUACGGUACCUUAAGAAAUAGGGGGUAUUUAUUUUUUUCAAGCAAUAGUAUUUUCAGUGCCCUUUAUAUAUUGCUUAACAGUGAUACCCCUUGAUCAUUUGCUCAUAUGAAAAUGAAUGAAUUCCACAACUUCAAUGAAAAUGUAGGAUUCAUGUUUUUUAUAUGAAUCCUCUUCAGCCAGGGGAAGAGCCUGUACUUUUAAUUCCCCUUCUCCUCUCCUCUUCCAAAAAGCCAGUGGCACCCUCAAUAAGUAUGAAAAGCCAUAAAACUUUGAGAACUAUUUUAGCUUUCCAGUGAUUUUCUAUAAUUAAGUGGUUUUUCAACACAUGCUCUAGCUGAGAGAUGCCAAAAGCAGAGGGUUGUUCAAAAGGUCCCUCCAGUGAAUAGUAUAAAUUAAAUAUCUACUGUGUGAGUAUGGCCUCACUGAGGAUCUCAGACUCUUUACAGAUCAAGGAAUUUACUGGUAUACUAACAUUAAACAAAAUCCUAUGAUAGCAGCAGUGUUUAAAUAUGCACAAAUAGAUUGAGAUCACUUGAUCUUUAGCUAUCUGUGCAUAUUUUAAAAUUGAAGUCUGUAUUUUGAGACAAAUGGUUAAAUGUAAGACGCAUUUACAGAGGACUGGAAGGCCUUUGAUUUCAUUUGGAAAUUGUAACAAGGGGUGCAGAUGAGCCCUAAUUAGGCACUUGUUUUGUGAAACUGUGUGAGAUUUCUUUCUGAGGCAGCUCUGUACGUGCGAGGUCUGUACCUUUAUCAUUAGUGAUAAUAGUUGGGGUCUGAACAAAGGGGGUUGACAUUCAGCCUGGAUCUUCUGACCCUUUCAUUUAAGUGAACGAGUACAGAGUAAACAUGAGUUUACGGUGCUCUUUGGUAAGAAGGAAAAAAAACAACAAACCUUUGUCUGCCUUGGCAGACAGAUGAGGCACUCACAGACUAGUAAACACACCACUAAAAUACUGUAGGUACUUACGUACUAAGUUGGUUUUAAAAGUUAGUUCUUAUAUUUAUGCUGUAUGACAUAUUUACUGAAGAUUGCCCACAACAGGCUCUUGUGGGAAACAAGAAAGCAGCGUCUCCAGUCAUGAAAGGAUUCAAUCACUUUCCUUGAAGGUGGUGCUGUAGUAGAAAUGUUAAUGCCCAAUUUCGCAUCGGCUGACACAGGAGUCGUAGGACAGAGUUGGUAUUUGCUUCGCGUUCAGUGCAGAUGUCCAUCCAGCCUGCGAAGAGAAAAGGAUGUGGAUUCAUAAUGGGGAGGGAAGAAGCAUGUCCCGUCUGUCUCUAACACGGUCCCCGGUUUCUCCUUUGGCUGCUCAAGGAAUUCCUCUCCCAGCUCAACUCACCAAGUCGAACGCUCCCGUGCACAUCGAUGUAGGAGGACACAUGUACACCAGCAGCCUGGCUACCCUGACAAAGUACCCAGACUCCAGAAUAAGUCGUCUGUUUAAUGGCACAGAGCCUAUUGUCUUGGACAGUUUAAAACAACAUUAUUUCAUUGAUCGAGAUGGUGAAAUUUUCAGAUAUAUAUUAAGCUUCCUAAGGACAUCAAAGCUCCUGCUCCCAGAUGACUUUAAGGACUUUAAUCUUUUAUAUGAAGAAGCAAAGUAUUACCAGCUGCAGCCUAUGAUUAAGGAACUUGAGCGAUGGAAACAAGAGAAAGAACAAAGGAAACAUUUCCAGCCUUGUGACUGCUUGGUCGUAAGAGUGACUCCAGAUCUGGGGGAAAGAAUUGCAUUGAGCGGGGAGAAAGCUUUAAUAGAAGAGAUCUUCCCGGAGACCGGCGAUGUCAUGUGCAACUCCGUAAACGCAGGCUGGAACCAGGACCCGACCCAUGUUAUUAGGUUUCCUUUGAACGGAUACUGCCGGUUGAAUUCAGUGCAGGUGCUCGAAAGAUUAUUUCAGAAGGGAUUUAACGUGGCAGCUUCUUGUGGUGGUGGGGUGGAUUCCUCUCAGUUCAGUGAAUACGUGCUGUGUCGCGAAGACAGACGACCACAACCUACCCCAACCAUCAGAAUAAAACAGGAGCCCCUGGACUAGACCCGACCCGUACUCCUUUGUAACCGUAGAAGUGUUUAAUAGUCCCUUAUGUGAAACACUAAGGAUUUGCAAAACAGUAUUAGCAAACGGAUUUUGACUUUAUGUUGCCAAUUAGUGGUAUUCUGAAACUACCUGUCACAUCGCCAGCCAUGAAAUGCAUUUGAAAAACCAGUUGUCUGUUUUUCACGAUGAAAUUCCUGAGCAUGCUCAGCAUCCCAGGCCUGCUGGGAACGUACUUUGGGCCGAACAGCUGCGGUGGUGAGCAAGUCGAAGCUUCACAAACCCCUGGAGAGACUGGACUUCUGCAGAAAGACCAAUUAAUGAAAGCAAUUUGGAUAGAUCAGCAGGAGAAAGGGUCUGACGGCCUUUCCAGCAACACCCGAUGCUGUGACGCGUGAAGUGGGCACCUCCGAGAGGAAGACGGUACUAAAAGCUGCACUGAGAAUCUUCCCUGACAGCCGCACCUCCUUCAUAUCAGACGUGCUUUACACCUCCAUACAUUAUGUUACACUUCUGUGAUUGUACUCGCUCAUGCUAGCAAAUGGCUUAUUUUUAUACAACAUUUCCAACUGAAAUAUCUCUCUGUGGACAGAAUCCAGAAUCAGAAAAGGACCGAUUCAUAGUCAACUGGUGCUCGGUGCUUAAAAAACCCCACACAAACCAACCAAAAAAAGCGACUAGAGAUCUGACAAGACCGAUUAUGGCAAUAUUUGCAAAAGUAGGGACCUGGAAGCACAAAAUCAAAUGCUGCCCACCAUCACCCACGGGUCGUGUCCUGACCGUGGAGCUGUAGUUCUCUUCGCAUCAGUCUUGUUUUGCCUCGGAAACUGUUGAGUUUCGCAUCAUCAAGGAAGCGCAGUUCUGCCAAGCAAGAUCUGCCACCCCUCGUUACUCAUUCACUAACCCUGUUAUAAGCCCACAUUUAGGAGGAAACGUUAAGAAUUUUGGACUAGACCACUCUUUAUGGGUCUGGAAUUUUUGCAAAAAGAUCAAACCCUGUACUGCCAUUGUCCGGUGAGAGCAGGCCACCUUUUGUUUAGAUUGUUUUUCUCUAUUAUUUUAAACUCUUAUUAAAAUACCGAUUCUGUA
Molecule: messenger RNA, 4530 nt
Organism: Columba livia (rock pigeon)
Lineage: Eukaryota; Metazoa; Chordata; Aves; Columbiformes; Columbidae
Gene: KCTD15
Product: potassium channel tetramerization domain containing 15
Exons: 5
Coding region: 2641-3441 (266 amino acids)
Biological process (GO): protein homooligomerization
Molecular function (GO): protein binding
Source: RefSeq, a predicted model, not a curated record